Chelmon rostratus (copperband butterflyfish) is the source of this 337-nucleotide messenger RNA. It is a transcript of the gene meig1, whose product is annotated as meiosis/spermiogenesis associated 1. NCBI's taxonomy places the organism in Eukaryota, Metazoa, Chordata, Actinopteri, Chaetodontiformes, Chaetodontidae. The record is from RefSeq and is a predicted model, not a curated record. Gene Ontology annotation, cellular component: nucleus. The transcript is spliced from 3 exons.
CAAGCUAUAUUUAACACACGCGACUGGAAAGCAGUUAUUCUUUAAACUAAUCGUCGCCACCAUGUCCCACACUACUGAUAACAUCUCCAAGCCGAAGUCCAUGAGCAGAGCCAAGUCAUGGACGGUGGAAGUGGAAAACCUAUUCAGAUUCCAGAAAGCUGGCUACAGAGAUGAGCUGGAGUACACACAAGUCAAGCAAGGGGCCUUGAUUGACAAAUGGCCAGAGACCGGCUUUGUGAAGAAGCUCCAGCGUUGAGACAACACGUUUUAUUACUACAGCAGAAAACGGGAAUGCCAGGACCGUGAUGUGCACGAAGUCAAAGUCUACACAUAUUGA